AUGGCGAGUGCCAACGACGGAGCUGAGGUCCGCGAGGUCCGCGUGGCGGGUGAGGUGAACCGCAUGAUCCAGAGCGAAGUGGCUGCGCUGUACCUGCGGCUGGAGGCGCUGCGUGCGCACGUGCGCUUCCCGUCGUUUGCGCCCGUCGAUCUCCCGAUGGUCUUAGUACUGGGGAACCACUCGUCGGGCAAGAGCACGUUUAUCAACCACAUGCUGGGCCAGAGCGUGCAAAAGACAGGGCGGGCACCGACCGACUGUACGUUUACGGUCCUCGCGGGGGGCACGCGAGACGAGCGACUGGACGGCGCAGCGCUCGUGCGUCACGCGCAGUACGGCUUUGGAGACGUCGAGCGGCUGUUUGGUCGAGACUUUGUGUCGCAAGUAGAGCUCAAGGUCGUGGCCGGGAGUCAAUUGCUGGACGAAGGCGGACUCAUGAUUGUGGAUUCGCCGGGGAUGAUUGACCCUCCCGGGACGUCGCUCGACCGCACGGACAAGGACCGCGGCUACGACUUUAAGCGGGUGGUGCAGUGGUUUGCAGACCGAGCAGACGUGGUCCUGGUCAUGUUUGAUCCAGACAAACCUGGCACGACAUUUGAGACGCUGGACGUGCUGACCAAGUCGUUACAAGGGAUGAGCAGUAAGGUCCUGCUGAUUCUGAACAAAGUCGACGAUUUCCAGACCGUGCACGACUUUGCUAGAGCUUAUGGGGCUCUGUGCUGGAACUUGAGCAAAGUCAUUGGACGCAAGGACUUGCCGUUCAUCUAUACGAUGUACGUGCCGCAAGAUAAACGAGACGCAGUGGGCCGGUCACUGACGGCUGCGCAGCAGAAGGACGAGACGAUGUUUAACGUGCCCAAGAUGCUAGAGCAUGAGUUUGAUGGCAUGCGCGGCGAAGUGAUUCGUGAAGUCGAACGAGCACCGGACCGUGCGACGGACAAUGUGCUGAACCUACUGAAGGCGACGGCAUUGAGGUUGAAGAUGCAUUUGACACUAGUGGAAGCUUGUAAAAACGAGUACCUGGAUUUGCGCACAUUUUGGAAGCGAGCACAGACAGCAGGUAUCGUGGCAGCAGUUGGUUUCACGGCAUUCUACUUGAUUCGAACGGUGGGCACACGGAUGUCCUUGGAGCCAUUGACUGUGGAAGACCUGACACAGAGUAUGCAACCACCAGCAGCUCCGCCUACAGCGUCGGGUGUAGCGUCUAUCAAGCCCUCUAGUACUGGUAAUGCAUGGGAGAAGAACUGGAUAAAGCAAGUGGCGCACUCGCGCUCGCAGUUUAAGUUUAGCACGCUCUGCAAGAUCGUGCUGUCGUGCUGCGUGUCAAACUUGGCGCUCUGGAAGGCGUCCGUACUCAACCUGAAGUUCAAGCGCGAUAGCGUUCUUCAGUGGCUGCCCUCCACAUUCCAGCGCGUGUACGGUCCGUUCCUCUGCAAGUCUGAUCGCGCACAUGCUGAAAUUAUGGCGCAGUGGAACGUCGUGCAGCCAGGUCUGAAGUUGGCUCUAUCGUCUACAGAGCUGGAGGCGUUUCCCGCAAUCGAGGCGAUGCACAUGACGUUUUUGGACGAUGUCCUGAAUUUGCACGUUCCGCGACUCGAUCGUUGUGUGCGUGAUCGCACGGGAGAUGACCACGUCUACCUCCGCUUCAAGCAUCGUAUCAACUUUGCGUCAAGCAGAUCCGAAGCACCGACUCCAUCUGCAACAGAGUUGACGUGA
Hyaloperonospora brassicae is the source of this 1713-nucleotide messenger RNA. The record is from the annotation of a GenBank genome assembly. Lineage: Eukaryota; Oomycota; Peronosporomycetes; Peronosporales; Peronosporaceae.